Messenger RNA from Nematolebias whitei (Rio pearlfish), 2953 nucleotides. RefSeq names its product solute carrier family 6 member 15 (gene slc6a15). Gene Ontology annotation, cellular component: membrane. The transcript has 10 exons. The record is from RefSeq and is a predicted model, not a curated record. The coding region runs from base 329 to 2104 and encodes 591 amino acids. Gene Ontology annotation, molecular function: proline:sodium symporter activity. Gene Ontology annotation, biological process: sodium ion transmembrane transport; L-leucine transport. NCBI's taxonomy places the organism in Eukaryota, Metazoa, Chordata, Actinopteri, Cyprinodontiformes, Rivulidae.
AAUCCGGCGCUGAAGUGAAGCUAUUCAGGUCUGUGCUGUGGUCGGAGCGAAUAAACCAGUGAUGAUGUCUUCCCCGUGCAUGUGCGCCCACAAUUUCAUCCCCUGAGACGGAAACGAUCGGUACUCACAGAUUUUUGGUGAUAAUGAAGAAAUAAACUCCUUUCUAACAUCUCAAUCUUCACAGACUCUUAAUAACCCCCACAAAGCCCUACAAACCGCCACAGUUUAUUAAAAGGUGACUUUUGCGAGUCGCAGUCUCUGCCCGUCAUCCAGAAACAGAAGUAAAAAAAAGACGUUCCACUGCCCUCGCUUUUGUUUGCUUUAUCAAAUGCCCAAAAACAGCAAGGCCGUCAAGAGAGAGCUUGACGAUGAUGUCACAGAGUCUAUCAAGGACCUGCUUUCCAACGAGGAUGCCUGCGACGAUUCCUUCAAGAAGAGCUCGCUGAUUGUCGACAGCCCUGAGGGGGAAGGCAAGGAGUGUGAUGUGGAGGAAGGAGGCUCUGACGGUGAGGAGGAGGAGCGCCCGGCCUGGAACAGCAAGCUCCAGUACAUCCUUGCCCAAGUAGGCUUCUCUGUAGGCCUGGGCAAUGUCUGGAGGUUCCCCUACCUGUGUCAAAAGAACGGAGGAGGAGCAUAUCUGGUGCCCUAUCUGAUCUUGCUCAUAUUGAUCGGCAUCCCGCUGUUCUUCCUGGAGCUCGCAGUGGGUCAGCGUAUCCGCAGGGGCAGCAUUGGAGUGUGGAACUACAUAAGCCCUCGGCUGGGGGGCAUCGGCUUUGCGAGCUGUGUGGUGUGCUUCUUUGUGGCUCUCUACUACAAUGUCAUCAUCAGCUGGAGUUUCUUCUACUUCUCUCAGUCCUUUCAGCAGCCUCUGCCAUGGCAUGAAUGCCCACUCAUCAAGAACAAGACCAGUACAUGCGUGGUGCCAGAGUGUCUAAAGAGCUCAGCCACCACUUACUACUGGUACCGCGAGGCUCUGAACAUCUCCAACAGCAUCUCAGAGGGAGGAGGACUCAACUGGAAGAUGACGGUAUGCCUGCUGGCUGCCUGGUCCAUGGUUUGCCUCGCCAUGAUUAAGGGAAUCCAGUCUUCUGGAAAGGUGAUGUACUUCAGCUCCUUGUUUCCAUAUGUUGUCCUGAUUUGCUUUCUGGUUCGGGCGUUACUCCUGAAGGGCUCUGUGGAUGGGAUUCGUCACAUGUUCACACCCAAGGCGGUCCAAGGUACAGGCUUGGCCUUCAUUGCCUUCACAGAAGCUAUGACCCAUUUCCCUGCCUCUCCCUUCUGGUCCGUCAUGUUCUUCCUCAUGCUGAUUAACCUUGGCCUCGGCAGCAUGUUCGGAACCAUCGAGGGGAUCCUCACGCCGCUGAUUGAUACUUUUAAAGUCCGCAAGGAGUUUCUAACAGUGGGAUGCUGCGUGUUAGCCUUCUCCAUUGGCCUCCUGUUUGUCCAGCGCUCAGGGAACUACUUUGUGACGAUGUUCGACGAUUAUUCAGCCACUUUGCCUCUGCUCAUCGUUGUUGUCCUGGAAAAUGUGGCCAUUGCUUGGUUCUAUGGGAUUGAUAAAUUCUUUGAAGACCUGAAAGACAUGCUGGGCUUCACUCCGUAUCGGUUCUACUAUUACAUGUGGAAGUACAUCACCCCCAUCCUGCUGAUGGUCCUCCUGUGCUCCAGCUUCAUCCAGCUGACCAUGACGCCGCCCAGCUACAGCGCAUGGAUAGAGGAAGAGGCCAUAGAGAGAACCCUUCGCUUCCCUCCGUGGGGCAUUGCAGUCUGCAUCACCUUGAUGGUGGUUGCCAUCAUGCCCGUUCCUGUGGUCUUCUGUCUGCGCUACUUCCACAUUGUCGACGAGAACAACAGCGGCCUCUCCUCCGUCUCCUACAAGAAGGGUCGCGUCAUCAAGGAGAGUCCCCAGCCAGAGGAGGACGACGACGCCAGCCUGAUCCACGCCAAGUCUCCCAGCGAGGCGCCCUCGCCGAUGCCUGGCAAGAGCAUCUACCGCAAGCAGAGCAGCAGCGGAGGCACUGAUGCAAACGCGGCACCCAACGGUCGAUAUGGCAUUGGGUACCUGAUGGCCGACAUGCCGGACAUGCCUGAGUCGGACUUAUAGACUAUAAUAGCAAACCCUGCUCAGCCAUCCCUCCUCCGUCAUCCUUUCUGUGUGCUUUAAGACAUCCGUAUCAUCGUUGUAAAUUCCUUUUGCAAUGUUUUGUUAAAUUUCUUUGUAGAUAGCGUAGCUGCUUUGUUACUUCUUGUCUCUGAAACUUAUGUGACUGUAUACCUUAAAAACAAAGGAUGGGAGUAAGUACCGUCCUUGCCCAACCCUCAACUAAUUUGUUCUAGUACACCCCAAGCUUUCCUUCCUUCCAGGCUUUGCCCCCACCUCCCUGGAAAUCCUGCUGGAGAGAAUGCUAUGAUGUUGAUGCUCCAACAGGUCUACUUGAAGAAGGGCCUGUCAUGGAGCAGGUCAGAAAAACCUGUCUUUUGGAGCUGUUAGCAGUAUUACCCAAGUCCCUUACUGUGAAAUAAUCAUGUAAAUUCUAAUUCUAACAGACAAACAAACCAAUAAGUAUUGAGCUCAAUCAUGAUGCAAGAUUAAAUGUUAUUUUUGGCCAAAGUUCAAGUCAGCUUUACUGAAACAGCUAGAGGGUUUUUGAAUUCCUGCUCCCAUGAUGUCUGAGACAAAAGUGUGCCUAAGUCAUUUAUAUUUGUUUAUAGAAUACAUGUUGUAAAUUUAAAGUAUUCUUUAAAUACAAUAUAAAUAUAUAUAUUUAUCGUCAUAAUUUGGAUAUGAAAGCAGUGUUUUUAAGGUUCAGAAAUACUUCGAAUCCCUAACUCAUGAAAUUGUUGUUUAUUUUUUAAACUAAUGUCCUGUCUGUCAUUGAUUACACAUUAAUUUUGUAAAUAUUUUUUCCAUAAAAUGGCUUCAAAUGCUGUGUCAAGAUUAAAGAUCAAAAGU